Messenger RNA from Paramecium pentaurelia, 413 nucleotides. The record is from the annotation of a GenBank genome assembly. NCBI's taxonomy places the organism in Eukaryota, Ciliophora, Oligohymenophorea, Peniculida, Parameciidae.
AUGAUAUAGAUAGAAUAAGUUAGGAUUUAAAAUAAAAUUAUCUAGAAAAAUUUCAAUCAAACUUCAAAGAAUUUUUACUAAAGUGCUACCGAUCUCCUUGUCAAAAAAAAUAAUGCCGAUUUUUGCUUUUGUAUAGAAUGGAGAAUUAGGAACAAAAUUAAUAAAUUUGCUUAUUUUUUCUUAAAAAGAUGUGCGCUCAUUAUUGCGGAAGACCAUAUAAAGUAAAUAUUUUUUAUUAAAAUAGAAAAAAAUUGGAAAUUUAUCUAGACAUUGCAAUAUAAAACAGACUAUCUAUCUUAAUUGAAAAAAUAGUGAAAUUAUCAUCCUGUAAUCACCAUUUAUUACUUUUAAUAAUAAUCGAUUAUAUAAAAAAUCUAAUAGGAGAGUUACCAUUCUUAGGAUAUUAUCAAUGA